AACGGUGCGUUUUAUACACCGGAAAAUAUGGUAAUGUUUUAUAUCUCGAUGCAAAUGACUCAUCUUCAACAACUUCUAGCUGCUUUCAUUGGUCGUGGUAUUUUUGCCAUUCCAACAAUCUAGUUAACUGCUCUUUCUCCACAUGCCUCAACUUCAUGCUUCACUACUUCUCACUGAUAUUGCUUUGUAACGGCUGGAACUUUUCAACACCGAUGGGUGUUUGGUGCGAUCCUGCUUCUCACACAUUACCGUGCAUUGAAAACUGUGGGUAUGGACGUCUUCUCUCACUUUUUACCGCUUCUUCAGCUGCUGACAGCAAAACAAGCAGCCUUUUUAUGCCACGGUAACUUUGCUGUGUUCAUAAGCAAAACGCCUGCGGUGAUGGGUCCCUUGAAAUCUGCAAGCACAGCGUCCUUCGGCGAACAAACCCAACUACAGAGCUGACAACUUGCUGAGUCCAAGGAAGACGGUGGAACUGAGAGUCGGCAGCGUCAUGUCGUGGAAGAUUCUGUGGACUGGAGGACGGCCAGAGGUCGCCACCGAGCCGAAGACAGUCGCGGAGGUGCAUCUAGACAUUCUUCUGAAGUUGAUAUUCAGGAGACACGGGAAGACCGGUGGCCCGGACCGGAUGGACAACGAUCCAGCUACAGUUCCCGCAGCUGGCUCCAGGGGACACCUCAGCGGGACGGAGCGAGGCAGCCGGCAAAGGUCCGAAGCGGAUCUCUCGACGGCUAGUCGCGGCUCGUUGGAUCACUACGCCGAUCGAGACCAGUGGUCCGGCCGCAGCAGCAGUACCACUGAAAAGCCGGAGGAGGACAAAACAGGAGCCACGUACGUCCGGCAGCGUUACUAUUCGAUCUCGUCGAGAAAAGUCGAAGGUGUUGCCGAGUCUGCGGCAGAUCUGAGCAAGCAGGUGGGACACGAGACUUCUUUGGAGCAUCGUCGAGAGGGAGGCGGCGGACGCCAGACCGAAGUAGGAUCCUCGGAGCGCGUUUGGACUUCAGGCCGAAGAACUGGCUCCGGGGAAGACUACGGAAGCUCGCGCUGGAGGCAACAGCACGGUUCGACGGCGGACGGCAGGGGUGGGUCCGACGCCACGACCGAAGGUCCAUAUCGCUCUCGAGAAUGGGACUGGCGAAGUCGCACACGACGUCCCAGCACUUUCGAUCAAGACACUCGGACCGGUGGAGACAUGUCGCGGACCCACGUGGAGUCUUCGGAAGUGGGUGGAGCACACCGAACCUACCAGAGGUAUCGGGAAGGCACAUCGAUCCGCGAGAGGCACCGCGUGGCGUCCACGGGUUGGCGCAACGCUUCUUCCGAUCUCGGCGGCGAGCCGACGGCCUGGGAAGAGGACGCCCGACGCCGGUACGGAACCCAGGAAGGCAUCAAGGGAGGUCAUGGUUCGUCGGAGGACGGUGGAAGGUCCAGCUACUCUCGGACGUCCUACACGCGUCGCACCAAUGGGACGUCGUACCGUGGUGGGACCUACUACUCCCGCUGGGCGGCGGGUGGACGAGAAAACGUCACCACCACCGGCGGCAGCUCCUUGUCUUACGGGGCAAGCCGGACCAGCGGAACUUACGGGGGAUCUGAAGACAGCCUGUCUGGGUACACGCGGCGGGGGACGACCCAGGCGCCCACCGUUAUCGAUCGGGUGGAUGUCGUCGUGGAAGAGAGGCACCCUCUGUCCGGUAACAAGAGGAGGUUUUUGUGGGGACACUAACGUGGUGCUGGUACGACUGUUGGCGCGCGUGGAGGUGACAAC
This is a messenger RNA of Ixodes scapularis (black-legged tick), 1768 nucleotides long. RefSeq names its product keratin, type I cytoskeletal 9. Bases 494 to 1726 code for a protein of 410 amino acids. The record is from RefSeq and is a predicted model, not a curated record. The transcript is spliced from 3 exons. NCBI's taxonomy places the organism in Eukaryota, Metazoa, Arthropoda, Arachnida, Ixodida, Ixodidae.